Trichophyton verrucosum HKI 0517 is the source of this 1041-nucleotide messenger RNA. RefSeq lists its product as uncharacterized. The record is from RefSeq and is a predicted model, not a curated record. Gene Ontology annotation, molecular function: oxidoreductase activity; zinc ion binding. Gene Ontology annotation, cellular component: mitochondrion. Bases 1 to 1041 code for a protein of 346 amino acids. NCBI's taxonomy places the organism in Eukaryota, Fungi, Ascomycota, Eurotiomycetes, Onygenales, Arthrodermataceae. The transcript has 2 exons.
AUGCGCGCGAUUCAAGUUCAGGAAUACGUCAAGGGUCCGCUGGACCUGGUAGUGUCGACUCUUCCCACGCCGUCCCCAAGCGCGGACAAGUACCUAAUCAGAAUACAUGCGGCAGGAACCAAUUUCUUCGACCUGCUUCAGAUACAAGGCAAAUACCAACAUCAACCACCACUUCCGUGGAUUUCGGGUACCGAAUUCGCUGGUGUUGUCCUCAGCGCCCCCACAGCCAGCAAGAAUCCUCGAUUUGCCGUUGGGGAUCGAGUGUUUGGUGCCACUCAGGGGGCAUAUGCCACCCAUAUCCUCGCUGGCGAAACUUCGCUAUUCCCGCUACCACAAGGUUGGAGCUUUGAAGAUGCCGCAGGGCUAUUUGUUACCGCUCCUACCUCGUACGGUGGACUAGUCCACAGGGCCAAAGUACAAAAAGGGGAUUGGGUCCUUGUCCAUGCCGCGGCCGGCGGUGUAGGACUCGCCGCGGUUCAAGUCGCCAAGGCUAAAGGAGCUACGGUAAUUGCCACGGCAGGUACUGAGAGAAAGAGACAAAUAGCACAGGGCUUUGGAGCCGAUUAUACGAUUGACUACAGAGACCCAAAUUGGCCCGAUGCAGUAAAGAAACUAUGUGCGGAGAACAGGAGCGGAAACGGCAAGGCUGGUGUGGAUAUUGUGUACGAUCCAGUCGGUAUGAUUGAGCAGAGCCUGAAAUGCGUCGCAUGGAAUGCUCGACUCCUGGUCAUCGGGUUUGCAGCCGGAAAGAUCGAGAAGGUUGCUCUCAAUAGGGUGUUAUUGAAAAAUGUGAGCAUCGUGGGCUUGCAUUGGGGUCAGUAUGCCACCUUUGAGAAGGAGACGGUGCAAUCCGUGUGGAACGGGAUAUUUGACCUAAUCAAAGAAGGCAAGUUCAAGGGCACUAGCUUCACCGAUGAGAGGUUUGUUGGCUUAGAGUCUGUUCCCAAGGCACUGCGGGCGCUUGGGGGGCGACAAACUUGGGGUAAGGUCGUUGUACAGAUUCCCGAGGGUGAGGGUGCGAGCCAACCUAGUAAACUCUGA